AUGCCUCCCCAUCUCCAUCCCCGGUCGCGCUCGACCACGUCCCUUUUCACAGCCACGCUCCUUGCCUCGUUCCUGAUAGUCGGCCUGCCCCACCUCUUCCCCUGUCCCGCCCCUCGACGCACUCUGGCAGACUCCGACAUGAUAACAGGGCCCGAUGGCCAGCAAAGAAUACGAAGACGCAGGAGGAAACAAACAGAGGAAGUAGAUGCCUCGUCCAAGGAAUCUCCUUUCGAACCUAGCCGCCAAUUGGACGAUGCCGCAGCCGAGUUUCGACACAUGGACGAGGAAGCGAAAAGACUGAGAAAGGUGGGCAGAGAAUGCCCGGUUCCGAAACCCAAAGGAAUCGUCGGACAGAUGCUAGGUUUUGAUGUGCCAAAGGACAGCGGCAAUAAUCGCGACUUGGUGGGAGUGGGUUCUCCCAGGCGAGAAAAUGAACAAUGA
Messenger RNA from Uncinocarpus reesii 1704, 441 nucleotides. RefSeq lists its product as uncharacterized. The record is from RefSeq and is a predicted model, not a curated record. Gene Ontology annotation, cellular component: mitochondrial matrix. NCBI's taxonomy places the organism in Eukaryota, Fungi, Ascomycota, Eurotiomycetes, Onygenales, Onygenaceae. Gene Ontology annotation, biological process: mitochondrial respiratory chain complex IV assembly. The transcript has a single exon. The coding region runs from base 1 to 441 and encodes 146 amino acids.